Molecule: messenger RNA, 1840 nt
Organism: Gracilinanus agilis (Agile Gracile Mouse Opossum)
Lineage: Eukaryota; Metazoa; Chordata; Mammalia; Didelphimorphia; Didelphidae
Gene: GOLGA7
Product: golgin A7
Exons: 3
Coding region: 133-558 (141 amino acids)
Biological process (GO): protein targeting to membrane; peptidyl-L-cysteine S-palmitoylation; Golgi to plasma membrane protein transport
Cellular component (GO): palmitoyltransferase complex; Golgi stack
Source: RefSeq, a predicted model, not a curated record
GGGGUCGCUGUCACGGGCCGGAUCCCCGGCUCGGCCUCUCCGGGCGCGGCCGGAGCCGGGGGCCUGAAGAGAACCGUGUUGUCGUGUCCCCCGCAGCGCAGCGCGGUCCGGCCCGGCCCUGCCCUGCCCGCCAUGAGGCCGCAGCAGGCGCCCGUGUCCGGCAAGGUCUUCAUACAGCGGGACUACAGCAGCGGCACCCGGUGCCAGUUCCAGACCAAGUUCCCAGCCGAGUUGGAGACCCGGAUUGACCGACAGCAGUUUGAAGAAACAGUUCGUACUCUAAAUAACCUUUAUGCAGAAGCAGAAAAGCUUGGGGGCCAAUCUUAUCUCGAAGGCUGUUUAGCUUGUUUGACAGCAUAUACUAUCUUUUUGUGCAUGGAAACACAUUAUGAGAAGAGUCCACAUAAGAAUGGGACUCUCUUCUGUCCACCGGCCAACUGCAGAGUAUCCCCUACCUCCUCUCCAAGCAUCAUUCCUUUGUAUCUGCUGCCAGAGCCACGGUGCCAUUCUACUCCAAGGACUAACUUUCUAAAAUUCCGCUCCUGGGGCGACAUCUAGUCGCUCAGCAUCCACUUUGUGUCUUUAAACUGUGUAGGACUCUGUAAUCUUUGUAGUUAUUUCUGAGAAAAUAUAAUGAAGCAUUUCACUUUUUAAAUUCAAAACAAUUUAAUAAAAUGAGCUGGGUAAAUGAGCCCAAUCCAAAAUCCAUUUCUCAUUUGCCACCACAACUAUUGUUUCCACUCAAUAGUUUUGCUGUCAUACCAGGUGUUUUUUUGAUUUCAUCAAGUCAUAUUGAGGUUGGUUUCAUUUCUCCUGAAUUGGAGAUUGCCUUUUCUUCAGGGCAUGGUUUCUGAUGAGGAGUAAAUGAUGCCUGUGGCCUGCUGAUACAUCUCCCAGACCUCAAGGAACUCACAGGAUUGCUAGAAGAUCUGUUUCUACUGUUAGUUUCUCAUACCGAAGAAGCUCAUUGGAAAGAUAAUGUAUAAUGCUAUUUGUUUUUAAUGUAGCACUUAUUACUAAAUGAACCAGUAUUUCAUGUGAUUUCCCGUUACCUUGAUUCUCAUCCGAGAAUUUUAUAUCAUUACUGCAUUGCCAUGAACAUUGGGAGGAUGUAGUAUGUGUUGUUUAUUUUAUUAAAACUAUGUAAGCACAAUAAAGUGGAUGCUAAACCAUCAAACCUAUAGACAUCCUUGCUCUGUCCCUUGAUGUGUAACAAGCAAGUGUAAUGAAUAUUUUCCUUAUGGCUUUAUUAUAAAUAUAACUUAUGGGGAAAAUAAUUUGGUAGGAAUACUACUGUAUGUGCUUAUUUUUAACUAUUUCCACUAGCAAGACUUAUGAAUCUUAAACCUUUCUUGAAUUCAGUAUUCAGGAUGCACAUAGAUCUUGUAAUUAGUUCAGGUAAAAUAACAUGAAUGUUUCCUGAGUAAAAUUCCCCAAAAUCUAAGUUAAUAUUUGUUUUCUACCUACUUUCUUCAUGACAGUGUUUCCCAAGACCUUGAAAUUAAGUUAAUCAUUAUGGCUUGAGAGCAUUGUUCUUUGGAAAGAGCUAAGGGAUUUACUAGAAAAGAAUGGAAGAAUUUAAAGUUCUACUUUCAGUGAUAUUGUAGGUGCUAAUACUGGAGCUAAUCUUCCAGAUUUAAUUUCUUUUAUGAAUUUGUUAGUCAUUCACCUAAAUCCCAGAGGCUUAAUAUUUUAAUUGUAUAAAACCCUUUUUGUUUUUCUAUAGCUUGUAACAGUAUGUUUGUCUGCCUUUCACACCCAUUGCAAUAACUUUGCCCAGAUAUUAAUGCAUUAGUAAAACUUUUCUUAAAUAAAUUGUCUCUGUUAUAUUUGCUUGAUA